GUCACACUUGAUGAGCUGCUAAACGACCAAACAACACAACUGGAAUAUUUGCAUGAACGUGCCUUUGAGAAUGUCUAACAAGCUGUUACUACUCAAUGUCAUCCUCACCCUGUGGGUUUGCUGUGCUCAUGGGCAAGGAAGAAUGUGUGAUUUUCCAGAAAUAAAACAUGGAAGCAUAUAUAAUGAAAAUAAAUAUAAAAAAAUCUUCCCAGCUGAUGUAGGGAAAUAUUUCUACUACACCUGUGAUCACAGCUUUGUGACUCCUUCACAAUCACUCUGGACUCGAAUAAACUGUACAGAGGGAGGAUGGUCCCCAGCACCAAAGUGCCUCAGACAGUGCUUUUUCCCUUGGGUGGAAAAUGGUCAAUCUACGUCUUCAGGACAAACACACCGGGAAGGUGACACUGUUCACAUUGUCUGUGAUGCUGGCUACAGUCUCCCAAAUGGUCAGAGCAACAUCACAUGUGGAGAAAGAGGCUGGUCCUCCCCUCCUGAAUGCCGUCGUGUCUACCCUCAAGGAAGAUGUGGGCCUCCUCCGCCAGUAGACAACGGAGACACUACCUCAUUCCCAUUAACACAGUAUCCUCCGGGAUCGGCUGUUGAGUACCAGUGCCAGGCCUACUAUGUACUUCAGGGAGACAGAUACAUAGUGUGUCGGAAUGGAGAGUGGUCAGAACCACCAAAGUGCUUAGAUCCAUGUGUAAUUUCAGAAGAAAUGAUGAAACAACACAACAUACAGUUAAAAUGGAGAGAUGAUAAAAAAAUUUAUACUAGAACAGAUGACACUAUUGAAUUUACGUGUAAACGUGGAUAUCGCCCAAGGACACCAAAUCAUACAUUUCGAACAACCUGUCAGAAAGGAAAAUUGGUGUAUCCUCAUUGUGAAUGAAACAUUGGUGAAAAUGCAGUCACAAAACUGAACUUUUCAUUAUUCAUCCAAUUCUCAUUUUAUCAAGUAAAUCAGAAUUUGUGUUAAAUAUUAUGUGGAUGGUGCAAUUAUAAUCCAGGUGACCAACUAAUCACUUCUUAAAAGCACUUCAUUAACACUUGGAAAAUCAAAAUGCUACAUGUCCUAUUUAUAAAACAAAGAAGAAAGAAGAAAUUUGGGAAGAAAUUAGAUGUAACAACUUCAAUGCCUCCUUCCAUCCAUCAUUCUAACUUUCUAAAAUAUUCUCCAUAACUUCUGAAGUUUUCUGAGACUUUAUUUCAUAAAAAAUGCUUAUCUCCAUUCUCAAAAUAUCAAUUCACAAACACGUAAAAA
This is a messenger RNA of Cervus elaphus (red deer), 1261 nucleotides long. Its product is annotated as complement factor H-related protein 2-like. Lineage: Eukaryota; Metazoa; Chordata; Mammalia; Artiodactyla; Cervidae. The transcript has 5 exons. The record is from RefSeq and is a predicted model, not a curated record. Bases 53 to 889 code for a protein of 278 amino acids.